Mycena indigotica is the source of this 2112-nucleotide messenger RNA. Its product is annotated as Trp-Asp repeats containing protein. The record is from RefSeq and is a predicted model, not a curated record. Gene Ontology annotation, molecular function: protein binding. NCBI's taxonomy places the organism in Eukaryota, Fungi, Basidiomycota, Agaricomycetes, Agaricales, Mycenaceae. The coding region runs from base 1 to 2112 and encodes 703 amino acids. The transcript is spliced from 11 exons.
AUGUCCUCCUCCCAUGGAGAACCGAAGAAACCACCCGCACGAGCGCCCCUUGACCCACUCAUAACGACCGACCCGGGGCCCUCCAAGUUCGAGCUUGUCCAGAACGCCAUCUUUUCGCGCUUCACCCACCGCAAACACGACUCGACAAAAAUUCUGUCGGACUUGGCCCCGGUCAUAAUGACGCCGCGCAUGAUCAACUCCACCGCCAACGCCUCUCUUCGCCGCCAAACACUGGGCCCGGCGUCGAAACCAAUGGCAAACUCGAAGCUCGACUUUGCCACCCUCGGGCGUGCGCCGCUCAAGCUGGGGCUGGGCUCACGAAGGAUUACGUCAGGCGACCUGCAAAUUGUGGAGGCCACCGACGAGCUGCUCGAGAGCGAAAUUCCAGAGCCGGAUGGCGUCGCGUCUGAUGUCAGUCUCCUGCGGGGCUUUAAUGCCACAAUCCCCAGCGCCGAACAAGGGCGGGCGCGAAGACGGCAAAUGAGGAGUGUGGAAACACCGCGGAUUGGACUGAAGCGGCUGGGAAUGAGUGCAAGGGGGCUCAUGACUGAUGACGACGAGCACGACGGCCACAGUGUGGAAAAGGAAAGCGGCGGGGGGCGGGAGAGUCUGAGCACUGCGAAAACACUCGGCAAAGACGAGCUUACGCGACAGUCGAAAGAGAUUAUUCGCGACAAGGAGAACAUCCACGUCCGAAGGAACCUCGUUCAUAGCGAGAUUGCAGAGAUCUCGCAUAAAAUUGCCGCACUCGAUGCUAUCAGGGCCAAACUGGAACAAGAUUUGCUCAAGUUGCACGAAGACGAACUUGAACUCGACGAUGAGCUUGAGGGAGUCAAGGAGCGUCUGGACUUUGAGCAAUCGCAUCUGCAGAAAGCUUCCACUCAACAACCCUUCCAACUGCCUCAUCACACAUCUCGGAGGCGGAAAGGUCCAGCCUUCCUACCUUCGGAACACGACGAGUUGCCGCCUGGUGUUGCAUUCAUGACUUUAGACGGGCACACUACGCCCUUGACUGCAUUAGACUUUUCCGAACCCUACGGGACGCUUGUUAGUGCCUCGCAGGACGAUGCACAACCGCGGGUGUGGGAUCUCUUUUCUGGCACGGAAAUAGGGCGUUUACGGGGUCACACUGGGACCGUCAAAGCCCUCCAAGUGCAAGACACGGUGUGUUUAACGGGUGGAGAAGACGGGAAUGUCCGGCUAUGGGACUUAAGACGGGUGGAUGCGGAACCCGCUGAUAGCUGGGCUGAUGUCGGCGAGCUUGUCACACUCAGCGAGGAAGACGAGGAUCAGGAGACUGAUAGAGACCCUGAAGCAGCUUCGGGUACAACGCGAGUACGGGCUGGCAAAGAACGCGCAGUAGAGCAGGAUGACUGCUGUGCGCGUGUUCUUGAGGGUCAUACGAAAGCGGUCACGGCUUUGUAUUUCGAGGAUGACUGUUUGGUUACUGGCGCCUCUGACAAAACUCUGCGGCAAUGGGACCUCACAACGGGCCAAUGUGUGAUGACGAUGGACAUUCUGUGGGCCAUUUCGCAUGCCCACCAGCCGCGCAAUAGCGUUUCCGGUGGGAUUCUACCUAACAACCUCUUUUCUGGUGCAGCAGCUUCCGUCGGCUCAUUUGGCGUCCCAAUGCCGCCUUACGCUGAUGGCACCUGGGACAUGUAUGAGGAUUUUGUUGGCGGCGUACAGUUCUGGGGGUACGGUCUUGUGAGUGGUAGUGGCGAUGGGGCAGUGAGGAUGUGGGACAUGCGAACUGGACAAGCCCAUCGGACAUUGCUCGGCCAUACGGCGCCAGUUACUUGUGUGCAGUUUGACGAGAUCCACAUUGCCAGCGGCAGUUUAGACAAGACGCUACGGAUAUGGGACCUCCGCACUGGCGGCGUCUUCGAAACGCUCAAAUACGACCAUGCUGUGACAAGCCUCCAGUUCGACACGCGCAAAAUUGUCGCAGCCACGGGGGAGAACGGCAUCAAGAUUUACAAUCGAACGAGCAUGCAGCAGUCGACGUUGCAGACUAAUGGGCAUAUGAAGCCGGUCGAGCGGGUGCGGUAUAUGGACCGCUACUUGGUUUCGGGCGGGCGGGAUGCGACGGUGAAGAUUUGGUCAUUAUAG